This is a messenger RNA of Jaculus jaculus (lesser Egyptian jerboa), 1025 nucleotides long. Its product is annotated as tumor necrosis factor receptor superfamily member 23-like. Gene Ontology annotation, cellular component: cell surface; plasma membrane. The transcript has 6 exons. Gene Ontology annotation, biological process: positive regulation of apoptotic process; TRAIL-activated apoptotic signaling pathway. NCBI's taxonomy places the organism in Eukaryota, Metazoa, Chordata, Mammalia, Rodentia, Dipodidae. The record is from RefSeq and is a predicted model, not a curated record. Gene Ontology annotation, molecular function: protein binding. The coding region runs from base 43 to 813 and encodes 256 amino acids.
AAAAAACCCGCGCCUGCCGAGGCGAGGAAUGUUCUUUUCUUAAUGGCUCCGUUUCUAACAAGUCUACUACUGCUCCUGACACAGCUGCAGGCCACUGCCGCGACAGAGCCACUUGCCAGACGGACUGAGCAGCGGAACUCCGACGAUUCCUGCCCCUCUAAUGAAUACUGGGCUACCGACCGCUGCUGUAAAUGUUGUCCGGCUGGUGAAUAUGUCCAGAAGCCCUGCAUGGACCACCACACCACAGGAACUUGUGAGAAGUGUGACCCCGGGACAUUCAUGGCACACAGCAAUGGCCUGAGCUCAUGCCUCCUGUGCAGCGUCUGUAGAAAUGAUCAGGAAAUGGUGGCCGAGUGUUCUGCGACCAGCAACCGCAUGUGCCAAUGCCGAACAGGCCAUUUCUACCAAGAUUCUGGGUCCUAUGAAUUCUGCAGGAUCUGUACCAGGUGUCCCCCAGGGGUUCCUGUCCUUCAAGAAUGCAAUGCCACAGCAGACACAGUGUGCAGUUUGACUGGUUCAGAUCAGAAGAGGUUGCUAUGGAUCCUUUUCCCACUUGGGAUCGGGAUCGGGAUCGGGAUCAUCUAUUUCCGAAGAAAAAUAAUGACCUGGGUACAAGAUCUCAGGACUGUUAUACGAGACAAACUGUGGAAGUCAGUGAGCAGAACUAGUGACACCGGAGCUACAGGCAGGUCCUGGGGAGCUUGGGGUUAUGUGAUACCCCCAAGAAAAUGCUUUGCGCUUCAUUUUGUCGUAUUAGGGCUGUUUUCUUUCUCUGUUCUGCAUAGGCUUGAGUGGUUCUUGAGAGAAUGCUAAACUCACAGGGAGAAAUUCCUUCACUCCCUCCUACUGCUUCAGCUGUAACCUUUGGUGACUGGAGACAACAAACACUCUCUUACAGAGGCAGCACCUGGAAUCCACAUGGAGAUGAAUUCCUAUAAUCCCAGCACUCCUGAAGCUGAGGGGAACAGAUUAUUGAGUUCUAGCCAACCUACACUGCAGAGUGAGACUAUGUCUUAAAGAAGAAA